Messenger RNA from Gambusia affinis (western mosquitofish), 2827 nucleotides. RefSeq lists its product as uncharacterized. The record is from RefSeq and is a predicted model, not a curated record. The coding region runs from base 384 to 2261 and encodes 625 amino acids. Gene Ontology annotation, molecular function: nucleic acid binding. Gene Ontology annotation, biological process: DNA integration. Lineage: Eukaryota; Metazoa; Chordata; Actinopteri; Cyprinodontiformes; Poeciliidae. The transcript has 2 exons.
UUGUAGCUCCCUUCACUUUGAGUGGCAAAAGUAUCCUUCAGGAGCUCUGCCGUAGAGGUACCGAAUGGGAUGACCCCAUUCCCGAUAACCUGCUCUCACGGUGGGAGGACUGGAAAAAUGGUUUGGAAAAACUUAAAUCAGUCACAGUACCCAGAUGUUAUCAUCCACCUGACCUAAAAGACAUUGUUAAAGUGGAACUGCAUCAUUUCUCAGAUGCAAGUAACAUAGGCUAUGGAGCAUGUUCCUACAUUAGGUUCAUAAGUGAUGACAGCAAAGUGCACUGUAGUCUGGUUAUAGCUAAAGCUAGAGUCGCACCUACCAAAAUUAUAAGCAUACCACGACUAGAACUGUCAGCCGCAGUCACUUCAGCUAAGUUGAGCUUUAUGCUAAGAUCAGAGCUCGAGAUUAACAUUGAUGAGGAGUUCUUUUGGACUGACUCCCAAGUAGUCUUGGCAUAUAUCAACAAUGAGGCACGAAGAUUUCAUGUCUUUGUCGCAAAUCGUGUCCAGUUGAUCAGGGAAAUUACAGAUCCCAAACAGUGGCACUACAUUGACACAGCUCAGAAUCCAGCAGACCAUGCCUCUAGAGGCCUUAGUGCAUCAGAGAUUAUGACAACCUGCUGGCUAUCUGGCCCAAAGUUUCUGUGGGAACAAGAGAUUUCCUACUCAGCUGCUCCCUCAGCUGAACUGUUGGUAGGUGAUCCAGAAGUUAAAGCAGUCAAAACCUUUACAACUCAAACAAGCGAACAAGACACCAUCCUCAGACGCUUCGAAAGGUUCUCUAGCUGGUCAAUGCUCCUUAAAGUAGUGGCAAGAAUAAGAAGACUGAGACCAAACAUAACCCAAUAUGGCAGUGUUGUAACAGCGGUUGAACGCAAAGGAGCCGCUGAUGCAAUAAUAAAACUCCUUCAGCAGCAAUCCUUUUUUCAAGAGCUAAGAGUGUUGAAGGCAAAAGAUAGUCUCCCAAGUUCAAGCCCUCUCUUUCAACUGGAUCCUGUUGUAGAUCAGGGACUUCUCCGGGUUGGAGGAAGACUAAAAAAGUCAACACUCUGCCAAGAGUUGAAACACCCUAUUAUCCUUCCAAAAGACCAUCACAUUACAAACCUGAUCAUAUCUCACUUUCAUUCAGAGAUUUGUCAUCAAGGCCGAAGCCAGACGCUCAUGGAGAUCAGAGCAAAUGGGUUUUGGGUGAUUGGUGGGAGCAAAGAAGUUGCAAAACUAAUAAACAGAUGUGUUCAAUGUCGAAAACUUCGACGGCCUCUUGAGGAACAACGCAUGUCUGAGCUACCGAAGGAACGAGUUGAAGUCUCGGAUCCUUUCAUUUACAGUGGAAUGGAUUGUUUCGGACCAUUCACCACCAAGCAAGGUCGCAAGGAGCAAAAGAGGUAUGGACUCCUCUUUACCUGCCUUUCCUCACGCGCAGUCCACAUUGAAAUGUUAGAGAAUCUGUCUACAGACUCUUUCAUUAACGGCCUAAGAUGCUUCAUCAGCUUAAGAGGAGCUGUCUGUAAGCUGUACUGCGACCAAGGUACAAAUUUCAUUGGGGCCAAAAAUGAGCUAAAAGAGGCUCUCAAGGAAUGUGACAGAGAUGCCCUGGAGGCUUUCCUUGCAGAUAAACAGUGCGAGUUCGUAUUUAACGCUCCAUCUGCCAGCCACGCCGGAGGUGUGUGGGAACGACAGAUUCGAACCAUCCGCAGUGUUCUCAAUGCCACCAUUGCUCAAUCACAAGGCAGGCUGGAUGAUGCUUCUCUAAGAACACUGUUUUAUGAGGCAAUGUCUAUAAUCAAUGGCCGACCACUAAGCGUUGAUGGAAUCAAUGACCCUAAAUCACCUGAACCUCUAACUCCAAACCACCUCAUAUUAAUGAAAUCAAAAGUUGCACUGCCUCCUCCUGGAAAGUUUGUGAAGGAAGACUUGUAUGCAAGGAAAAGAUGGCGCAGAGUGCAAUAUCUAACAGAACAGUUUUGGAGUAGGUGGAAAGUGGAGUACCUUCUGAACAUUUCUACAAGACAAAAAUGGCACCGGUCUCGUCGCAACCUUGAGGUCAAUGACAUUGUCAUCAUAAAGGAAGACAUACUUCCCAGAAGUCAGUGGCAACUGGGUCGAGUUGUUGAAGCACCACAAGAGGAUGAUGGUUUGGUGCGCAGAGUCAAGCUUCAAGUUGGUGAACGACAUUCAGUAAAGAAGCAGUGUACAACACACAAACCUCACAUUAUUGAGAGACCUGUUCAAAAACUUGUAGUUCUUAUAGAAAGUCACUAACUGACGUUCAUUAGUCUCACAUCAGACAUUAUAUUGCUGAAGGUUAAAGUGUGACAUUAACUGUAUUUUGUUUGUUGGUUACUUCUUUAAUGUCAAUUUGUUAUGCUUGAAAUCAUGCAUGAAUCGUUAAUAUGUUCUCAUCAUACAUGAUUUGGUGGGAGUGUAAAUGCCUGUUCCAUCAUUUAUGAUGUUUGUAGGGUGUUACCCAUAGUACCCACUAGGGGGCGCCGUAGUUUGGUUCGCGUUGAGUUAGUGCCUUCAUUUUAAAGCCAAAAUAAGAAGAAGUGUUGCUAGUUUCCUGUCAGUCAGCACUUUGGGCUGAAAUAUCCCACGAGGAAGAGGAGGAUUUUCUUCAUCUUUAUGACUCUGGACUGUAGCGCACAUUCUUCUGAGAAGGCUAAAGGCGACACGGACUUUAGCGCCAUAAACUUUGCAGCCCUUGGACAGCGGAGCGAGUUUUCACGGUGUCACGGUGUAUUUGGAGCUAUUUAACAAACUUGGCUUCUAAAGAAUUAAAUACAAAUCUACUGCACCCGUCGAAGCUCUCCUGUAUUCUUGGGUCUGAG